AUGGAUUCAGGAAAGGGCAUUAGUUCAACUCCAAUAGAUUUGCCACCAAAGCGGUAUGAGGACACUACUGCCGAUAAGGAAGAAGCUCCGCACCGUGCUGUCGCCAUCGCCAUCUACCCCGAAGAGCCGCAUUGCGACGGAUUUCUCAAACGCCGAAGCUCCAGCGGCAGCUGCAGCAGCAUCGAGCGGAUCGGCAAUGGUGUACGGCAGAAUGAUGGUGCUGGUUCCGGUGCUGCCGCCGCUUCACGAGGAGGUGCCACCGCCACCGCUGCCGCCAUCACCGCUGCCGCCACCGCCAUCGUUGCAGCCACUGAUUGCGCCGUCUUGCAGCAGCCGACAUGCGGCCCGAGCAGCGCUGCGCCAGCGGUUAUGACGGCCGUUGACGCCGCCACCGCCACCGCCACCGCCGUCGCCGUCGCCGUCGCCGAUGCCACCGCCAGCAAUGCCAUGUGCGUCAACGAUGUCAUUACCGAUCGUGUGUACGGAGCUACCCGCCAAGUCGCAAGUACGACAAGCAGUACAGGCAGUAACUUUGGUUAUGAAAGCGAGUCGUCUGCGAAUUCCCACGAGUGGUGGGAGCGAUGGCGGCCCCCUUCACGCUGGGCCAAGGCAGCGGCGGCGGCAGCGCCACCGCCGCCGCAGCCGCCGUCACCACCUCAUGGAAACCGACAUCUGCUUCCCAGCGCCUGGUGUGCCGCCGGCACGGGAGGCUUUUGUGGUGGCUGCGGCAAUGGCGGUGGCCCCAGCCACGACGGCGGCAGCGGCGGCGGGGCCAUGUCCCUGUGGCCAGAGCCCGGAUGUCAUGCACCAUUCUGUUCCCCUCGGAGUUGCUGCCGGAUCGCGUGCUUUGCCUCCACACAUGCCCGUGACCGUACAUUCGCUACCGUCGUACCGCCGCUGCAGCUGCAGCUGCAGCUCGCCCCUCAGCCGUACGGCUGCUCACGCAAGGGCUCCGAUGACACUGGCGGCUACGACGGCAAUGGCGGCUGCGCAACUAUCCCUGCAGACAACAGAUGGUGA
Volvox carteri f. nagariensis is the source of this 1020-nucleotide messenger RNA. RefSeq lists its product as uncharacterized. The transcript has 4 exons. NCBI's taxonomy places the organism in Eukaryota, Viridiplantae, Chlorophyta, Chlorophyceae, Chlamydomonadales, Volvocaceae. The record is from RefSeq and is a predicted model, not a curated record. The coding region runs from base 1 to 1020 and encodes 339 amino acids.